UCCCACCAAGUUGGACCAGCUUUGGGAGCAAACAGCGGGUCAGGUCGGGUAGGACGGCGCCGUCGCCCGCCUCCCUCAAUUUCCGAAUUCGAUUCGAUCUCCGGCCAGGCCUAUUUUUAUCUCCCUCCUCCUCCUGGCAGGAUUGCUCCAUAUCUCGGCCGCGACGGAUUCCCCAAUCAGAUUCCUAUCCUUGACUGGAGGAGCAAGGUAGCCGGCGACCUCCGCCGUCCACAGGGCUCGGCUGUCAAUUCAACUUUGACAGCCAGCCCAGUCCUACUCCAGUUCCAGCCAGGAGAUCGAUUCGACCAGGACUCAGGGCAGGGGAAGGCAAAUAAGUACUAGCAGAAAGCAGCUCCUCCUCAUUGGCAAAGUCAGGCAGUUAUGGCUUUCUUCUCGGCCCCGCUCCAUCGACCCCUCUCCGCCAUGGCGGUCGCUGCCUUCGCUGCGGUCACCUCCAUCGAACUGCCCGACAGGCUAUCCCACCACCACAGGCUCGUUGGCGCCAAUGCCGGCACCGUCAUGCCCCUUCCUCCAUCCACCAAACCAGAAUCUGCACCGCCUCCGCCUUCAACCUCGGCGCUGUCUGGGCUACAGUUCUUCCCACGCAACCACCACCAGGCUGCGUUUGACCUGGCCGCGAAGGCGCCUGUCGCGUCCCUGCCGGUCAUCAACAUGGUGUACCAGUACGCGAGGUUCACCAAGGCCGAGGGCGCGACGCCCGCUGUCCCUUCCUUGUCGACGGAUGCUCUGUACCGCUGGCAUCUGCCACACCCUGGGGCGCGCAGUGGCUCAUCUGAUGACAGGUCGCAAACCGUGGUGGUUCUGCUUGGGUGGCUGGGCUCGAAGCAGAAGCAUCACAAGAGAUAUGCUGAGUGGUACACCUCCAGGGGGUUCCAUGCUGUGACGUUCACGCUGCCCAUGUCUGACAUCGUCAGCUAUAAUGUCAGAGGGAAGGCUGAGAAAAAUGUCGAGAUGCUCUCCGAACAUCUCGCCGAUUGGGUCAGGGAGGAGGACGGGAAGAAGAUUGUCUUCCACACUUUCAGUAACACCGGCUGGCUUUGCUAUGGUGUGAUACUUGAGAACUUGCAGCGGCAAGAUCCUUCCGCAGUGCACAAAAUUAAGGGUUCCAUAGUCGAUUCAGCGCCUGUUGCUGUCCCUGAUUCUCAGGUUUGGGCUCUAGGUUUCUCGGCGGCUAUCAUGAAGAAACACAGCGUAGCAACAAAAGGAGCUAUAUCAAACGAUACAAGGUCCGAUGUCCUAGUUGUGGAGUCUCAAAGAGAUAUUAAGCCAGCAGCAACCGAGGCUGUUCUACUAUCUGCAUUGGAGAAGUUUUUUGAUGUUGUUCUGAACUAUCCAGCCAUAAAUAGGAGGCUAUCCGGUGUUAUGGAGAUUUUGUCUUCGAACCAACCAAACUGCCCCCAGCUGUACAUAUACAGCUCUGCCGACCGGGUCAUCCCCGCAAAGUCAGUGGAGUCAUUCGUGGAGAGCCAACGAAAAGCGGGGUGUGAGGUGAGGUCGUGUGACUUUGUGUCGUCCCCUCACGUAGACCACUACCGAAGCAAUCCGGGUCUCUACACCUCUGAGCUGACCAAGUUCUUGGAGGACUGUGUGCUGACCCAUCGGGCGGAUGAGUCGUCGUCAUCUCCGCCAUAGGAUGUUCGUGCAGCAGUACAAACAAAUUUGUUCCUGGUUAUCCAUUACAAUGUACCAGGAUUAUAUGACAAUUGAUUAUACAUCUGACCCGAUUUAUUCUUUUUUUUUUUUUCACUCGUGGGUUACGUUUAGGAGGCACAACUGUACAAAACAUGAGAGAGGGAAGCAAAACAAAAUUGUGGCUUGCUGACUGACGACUUGCUGUUCGUUCCAUUGCACAAAUCAUUCAUUUGUCUGGAUGAGAGAUGUAAUGUUUCUUUGUGAAUACUCUAAUGACUAGUUAUUGUGUCUCGACAACUUACUGUUCGUUCCAUUACACAAAUCAUUCAUUUGCCUGUAUGAGAGACCUGCUGUUCUUUGUGAAUACUCUAA
Molecule: messenger RNA, 2025 nt
Organism: Lolium rigidum
Lineage: Eukaryota; Viridiplantae; Streptophyta; Magnoliopsida; Poales; Poaceae
Product: transmembrane protein 53-like
Exons: 6
Coding region: 382-1653 (423 amino acids)
Source: RefSeq, a predicted model, not a curated record